GUUUGAAUCGUUUUGGCGGUUGGGGAGAAGCUCUCAGCGCGAGCGGAUGGCGGCGGCGGCCUCACCUCACCGUCCGGUGGUACUUCAGGACCCGGUUCGCAGCUCAGAACAGAGAAGGCAGCAGCUUCAAGAAUAUCUUGUGAGAAAAGGGAAAUUGAAAAGCCAAGGCUCCAACGCCAGGUAUUAUUUGGGGGACAGGACUAAUCAUAAGAUCCAACCUCCAGCACCUCAACCCAAGGCUGCAUUGAGAGGUAACCCGAAGGGCGUUGUUGCCCCACAACCGAAGUUCAAAGGCACAACUAACCAAACAGCCACUAAUCAUGCCCGGCCUACUGCUGCCAAGUCCCAGAAGCAGGGCAAUACUGCAACCAAGAAAGCCCUUUCCAAAGCUCUGUCAACUGCUGAGGAAAAGCCUACAGUGCUUGUUUUCCCUCAAGCAAGGAAUGCCAUCGCUCUCAUCAAAACUGAAGACCCUUCAUUUCCAGUGGAGUCCACUGAAACCCAGGCUGGUACAGAGAUCGGUGCCAUGCAGUGUGAGCAACCAGCAGAGUGCCAGUGUGAUUCUAGCCUUGUGACUGGCACAUCAACACAAACCAACAACCUCCUUCACAGAUCAAGUGAACAAGCCAAGCAACGGAAAGGUGCUGCACAAACUCUUGACCAAGGCAACCGAAAUGCUCGGUGCUGGGACAACACAGCUGUCUUCAAGGCUCCAAAACAACAAGCGUUAAAAAACGACCAGGUCCGAUCAAACCGAACGAGCAGCUGGCGACAAACAGUCAGAAUAGACACAGCAAAUACAAACCGAGUUAUUGGCACAGUCAAGGUGGCCCCCAGGGCAAAUACACACAGAACCAUUACUAUAACUAAAGUGCCCCCUAGGUCAAAGACAAAUGGAACCAUUACUACAGCUAAGGUGGCCCCCAGGGCAAAUACACACAGAGCUGUUACGACAGCUAAAGUGCCCCCCAGGGCAAAUACAAGUAAAAACAGUGGCAUAGGUAAGGUGGCCCCUAAUGCAAAAGCACACACAGUUAUUGGCCCAGCUAACAUGGCCUCCCAUACAAGUCACACCAUUGGUGUGGGCAGAGUAGCUCCCAGAGCCAACAGAAAUGGAGUGGAGGGUACAGUUCCCAAGCACACCGCCACAGUCUCUGAGCAUGCCCAGCAAUCUGCAAUUGGAAAAUCCACUAGGUUCUCGAAGCAGGCCACCGCAGGAACGAGCGCUCGCCCACCUGCACAGGCCACAGGAACCAAGGCUAAUGCCUCAGCCAUUGCCACUGGGAACGGACUAGUGAAAGGGCUGAAACCUGUUGCAAGGCCUAAUUUAAGCUCAGCGUGGAGAUUAAUUGGAAUUCCAGCAACCAAUGUAAAGAGAAGAAUUGGGGCGGAACAUAGUAGAACCAAGCCAACAAGGGCAGCAACGGAGCCUGUCAAAGUCUACCGAGGCCCCAGCUAUGGGAACAUGCUAUUACAAGAACAGGACGACAGAAAGAAAAAACUUGAGGCGUGGUUAGCUGCCAAGGGGAAGACAUACAAACGGCCAGCCAUGCCGACUCCAUUAAGGCAGGCAUCCAUAUCUGUGAAGAAGAAACUGGAGGAUUCCUUCUGGGAGGCCAUUGAAGAGGAGGGAGAGCAGAGGAGUCUGGCCGAUCAGGUAGACUGUAUGCUGGACAACUGUAUGAAGCUACUUGACAAGGGCCAUCCCACUGAAGGGGUGUGUGCGGUGCUGGAGAACAUUCCCAAUAGGGAGAAGUUUGCCAAGUAUUGGAUCUGUCGAGCACGGCUGCUGGAACUCACGGAUAGCAUAGACGCCGUCAUUGCCAUGUUUGAGCAGGCUGUCCAUGCUGGUGCAAAGCCUGUGGACCAACUCCGAUCUGCCCUGGUCGAUGUCCUCAUGAGAAACACAAACUCACAAGCAGCCUGCACAGCCCUCGCUGCCCCUGUUUCCACGGAGAGUACUGUUACUGAGCAGAGCCCGGGAUUGGCAGAGGAGAAGCCAAGUGGCAGUGAAGAGGGUGAAGCCUCUGUGCCUGAGAUACCACAUAUAGCAACACUGGGCAUCCUGACUGGCCACAAAACCCAGCAUGGUUCCUGCAUCAUCAAACACCGAGUCACUGCCACCCCCCGGGUUCAAAGAGGGAAAGAGAAACAAGCCAGCAGUCAAACCGUUGGCCGGCAGAACCUGAAGUUCCUGACUCCGGUCCGCCGUUCUGUCCGGAUCGAGCACUUGUCUGCCUUGUUCCCCCCGGGGCUGAAAGACCACGAUCCCUGUGUGACUUCCUUGGGUGAGCUGUUGGCAAUGGAGGACGUGGACAUGUUUUUUUACAGAGAGAACGAGACUUUGCAGGAGGAAUUGUAAAAUAUAUAUAUAUAUUAAUUCAGCCAAUUUGUGUAAUAUACAGUAGAGCUGGAGGUGGGGAGGUCCAGACCGUUGCCAUAAUUUGGAAUGAUCUGCCUGAAAGGGUAGUGAAGUGAUAACAGCUUUUAAGAGAGAACUGGACAGGUAUCUGGGGAAGACGGGUUUGCAGGGUUAUGGGGAGAAAGCUGGUGACUGGGGUUAGUGAGAGUGACGCUCUGUCAAAGAGCCGCACAGACUCGAUGGACCGAAUGGCCUCCUUCUGUAUCGUAACAUGAUAUGAAUCUAUGAAUAAUGGGGAUACGCUUGUUGUUCAGCGCUUUUGCACUCACAUAGAAAGACAGCCGGCUCACUCUGCGCUUCAAAACACAUCGCCAUUAACAGGUGCAUUGCUGAUUUUCUGAGCAAUGUCAGGGUUUUGCGUUCCGAUCACACUAUAACUAAAGCUGCGUGACAGCUAAUCUACAUAUCCAGGCUUUGGUGUCUCUUUUUAUGUAAAAAAAAAUGUGUUUAUGAACUUGUAGAAUGAAGCAAUAAUAAAAUUUGUAUUUUAUGAACCAUCAAUCUUCAGAUUACCCGGCAACACUUGGAAAAAACACUUUACCAUUGCUUAAUGUGUAUGGAAAUGUCCCUGUAUCUGAUUGCAAUCUGCACUCUUCCCCGGAAGGAACCACCCGGCUUAUUUAAUUGUUACUAGGCACUGAUUUGCAAGAGCCGAGGCCUGGGGACCUCAGAGAAUAUGUUGGGAGUUUAACUAGCGAGAACCUCAUCCAGGUCAUGUGGAGCUUUGGCAAAUAGAUGUGUCCGCUGCGAGAGUUGACUGCUUUCCAAGGUGUUCAGCAACAUGCGAGUGACGGAGCCCUCCCUUCCUACCCCAAUUUUAUCUGGGAGAUUGUUGGCCAGGCCUUGCAUUUGUUAUAUCUUGGUGCAAAGUACAUGCAUUCUGAACAGCAAUUUACAUUUAUAUCUAUAGC
Molecule: messenger RNA, 3333 nt
Organism: Callorhinchus milii (elephant shark)
Lineage: Eukaryota; Metazoa; Chordata; Chondrichthyes; Chimaeriformes; Callorhinchidae
Product: cytoskeleton-associated protein 2-like
Exons: 9
Coding region: 47-2362 (771 amino acids)
Cellular component (GO): centrosome; mitotic spindle; cytosol
Source: RefSeq, a predicted model, not a curated record